CAACUAAACCACCAGACAUGCGCUCAUUAUCAUUGCCUUUGCCUGUCGCUCUUUCUUUGUUGGGAAGCGCCUGUGCUUUCCAAAUCCCAUUUCUCUCUACCCCUGACAAUCACCCUGGCAAACACAACACCAUCUUCUCCACACCGACGCCAGCGACCCCUGUCACCUCAGAUGAGCUUGAACAGUUAAUUAACCCCGACAACCUCUUUAGGCGGGCCGAGCAGCUCUUCGAGAUUGCGAAGCUCAGCAUCGAAGAAUAUGGUCAUCCCACUCGCGUGAUUGGUAGUAAAGGGCACCUUGGGACCGUCGACUAUAUUUACUCUACCAUUGCGGACCUGGGCGACUAUUACAGCCUCUCCAACCAGACUUUUGCGGCCGUGACGGGCAAUGUCUUCGAAUCUCGUCUUGUGCUCGGGCACGAGGUUCCGAAGUCCGCGGCCCCGAUGGGCCUUACCCCCCCAACAAAAAACCGCGGCCCAGUCUACGGUCAAUUACGACUCGUCAGUCAUUAUGGGUGUGACGAACACGAUUUUGAGUCCGAUGGGAAGGGGCCUUGGAUCGCCCUAGUGAGCAGGGGGAUAUGUCCCUUUGGCACAAAAUCAGCGAACGCAGGCAAGGCUGGCGCCAUCGCAGUAAUCAUCUACAACAAUGAGAAAGGCGGCGUCUCUGGUACUCUUGGCCAGCCUUCUAAACAUCAUGUCGCUACGUUUGGGAUAUCAGACACAGACGCUGCUCCAUAUAUCGAGAAGCUGAAGGGCGGACAUCCCGUCGACUCGAUCGCAUUCAUCGACGCCAUAGUCGACACCAUUAGGACGACCAACAUCAUCGCGCAGACGCGAGGUGGCGACCCAGAGAACUGCGUCAUGCUUGGUGGACAUAGCGACAGUGUUGCAGAGGGCCCCGGAAUCAAUGACGAUGGGUCGGGCUCGAUCAGCCUCCUUGAGGUGGCGACGCAGCUUACGCGGUUUUCUGUCACAAACUGUGUUCGCUUCGCGUGGUGGGCGGGUGAGGAGGAGGGAUUGCUGGGAUCGGAUUACUACGUCGCUCAGCUCAGCGCCGCCGAGAACCAGCGCAUCCGGCUGUUUAUGGACUAUGACAUGAUGGCGUCGCCCAAUUUCGCCUUCCAAAUCUACAACGCGACUGAUGCAGUGAACCCAGCGGGAUCGCAACAGCUACGUGAGCUGUACGCAGAUUAUUAUGAGGCGCAAAGCCUGAAUCAUACGCUCAUACCGUUCGAUGGGCGGAGCGACUACGACGCUUUCCUACGCAGCGGGGUCCCGUCUGGGGGUAUCGCCACAGGCGCAGAAGGCAUCAAGACGGCGGCUGAGGCAGAGAUGUUUGGCGGCUCGGCUGGUGAAUGGUUUGACCCAUGCUACCACCAGCUCUGCGACAACCUAUCGAACUUAGACAUGGUAGCGUGGGAAGUUAACACGAAGCUGAUCGCGCACUCGGUGGCGACAUACGCGCGAACGCUCGAGGAUUUUCCAAAGAGGGCAGAUAACCUCGCAGCAAAGAGCAUGACAGCCCCGAGAAAUGAAGUGUAUCAUGGGCACAAACUCAUCAUGUAGCGAACCUACGUAGACUACUUAUAUAUAUUCGCGUGACGCUCAACAACCCUACGUACUAUACUGCUGCCUUUAUCUUGAUUACAAC
Messenger RNA from Pseudogymnoascus verrucosus, 1653 nucleotides. RefSeq lists its product as uncharacterized. The record is from RefSeq and is a predicted model, not a curated record. Bases 18 to 1568 code for a protein of 516 amino acids. NCBI's taxonomy places the organism in Eukaryota, Fungi, Ascomycota, Leotiomycetes, Thelebolales, Thelebolaceae. Gene Ontology annotation, biological process: proteolysis. Gene Ontology annotation, molecular function: aminopeptidase activity; metalloexopeptidase activity. The transcript has 2 exons.